AUGUCCAAGUCCAAAAUCGCCAUCUUUGGUGCCACAGGCAACCAAGGCAACUCUGUCGCCCGUGCCAUCCUCACCAACCCCUCCCUCUCAGCCAUUUACAACGUCCGCGCCUUCUCGCGUUCCAUUACCUCAUCCAAAAUGCAAGACCUGCAGUCCCUCGGCGCAGAGCUAUCUGUAGCCGACAUGGAUGACCCUACGACGCUCCCCUCUGCCCUAACAGGCUGCACACACGUCUUCCUCAUAACCACAACGCAAUACACCGGCUCCACACGCGAAGUCGAAACACGCCAAGCACGCGCCGUAUGCAGCGAAGCCAUCAAGCAGGGCGUCAAAUACAUCAUCUUCAGCUCCAUGUCGCACCCGUUCAAGAUCAGCAAUGGGAAGUUGAAGAACGUGGAGCACUUUGACGACAAGGCAGAAAUAGAAGAGUAUAUCCGCGGUUUGCCUGUGCAAAGCGCGUUCUUUGCUCCAGCAUCUUUUAUGCAGAAUCUGGAGGAUAGGAUGAAACCCCAUCCUUCUCCUGCGAAUGAUGGGACGUUCGUGCUGGGGGACAUCCUCCCGGGGGAUGCUCCUGUACCGUAUAUCGACAUCACCGAAACCGGGAAAUGGGUUGGGGCUAUCCUUGCUGAACCAGACAAGUACGCCGGCAAGUUUUUCGCUGCAGCAGAGGCUUUGUAUACGCCAGAUGAGGUCGCUGAGAUCAUAAGCACGGUGACGGGGAAGACGGUUAAGCAUGUCCAACUUCCAGAUGAGGUAGUCAAGGGAUUCUUCCCAGAGAGCUUCAGGGAGCAGUUGUAUGAGAUGUGGGUGCUGAACAGAGAGUUUGGGUAUUAUGGCCAGGGGCAGAAGGAGGCGGUUCAGUGGGCGAAGGAGCAGGUAAAGGGGGAAUUGACUGGGUUGGAGGCGUUUCUGAGAAAGAACAACUACAAGUUGGAGUGA
Alternaria ventricosa is the source of this 939-nucleotide messenger RNA. RefSeq lists its product as uncharacterized. NCBI's taxonomy places the organism in Eukaryota, Fungi, Ascomycota, Dothideomycetes, Pleosporales, Pleosporaceae. The transcript has a single exon. Bases 1 to 939 code for a protein of 312 amino acids. The record is from RefSeq and is a predicted model, not a curated record.